AAGCUCGUACAACAACAUUAAAUGAAGAAUUAGGACAAAUUGAAUAUAUAUUUUCGGAUAAAACAGGCACAUUAACACAGAAUAUAAUGACCUUCAAUAAAUGUUCAAUACAAGGCAACCUUUAUGGUUAUGUAAUGGAUGAAGCUGGUAAUGAAAUUCAAGAUCCUGAAAAAAUGAAAGAAAUUGAAUUCGAAGAAAAAGAUGAUGAUUUUACUUGGUAUGAUCAAAAAUUAUUGGAUGAAAUAAAAAAAGGCGAUAAAGAUGUUCAUAAUUUUUUUACAUUAUUGGCAUUAUGUCAUACUGUUAUGCCAGAAGAAAAAGAUGGAAAAAUUAUCUAUCAAGCUCAAUCACCGGACGAAAAUGCACUUGUAUCAGCUGCACGUACUUUUGGUUUUGUUUUUGUUAAUCGUACUCAAAGCACUAUUACAGUUCGACUUCAAAAUAAAGAAGAAACAUACGAUCUAUUGAAUAUACUUGAUUUUGAUAAUGAUCGCAAACGAAUGUCGGUUAUUGUUAAAAAAGGCGGAAAAAUAAUUUUAUUCUGUAAAGGUGCUGAUUCCAAAAUAAAAGAACGUUUAGAUCCAUCAGAAAAAGAUAUUAUGGCCGAAACAGAUGAACAUUUAAACAAAUUUGCAACGGAUGGUUUACGUACACUUUGUUUAGCUUAUAAAGAAUUAAAUGAUGGUGAUUAUAACAAAUGGGCAGAAAAAUUAAAUAAAGCAAAUACAAGUAUGGAAAAACGUGAAGAAAAAGUGAAUGAAACUUAUGAAGAAAUUGAAAAAAAUCUGAAAUUAAUUGGUGCUACUGCUAUUGAAGAUAAAUUACAAGAUGGAGUACCACAAUGUAUUGAACGUUUAGCGCGUGCUGGUAUUAAAAUAUGGGUUUUAACUGGUGAUAAAGUUGAAACUGCUUAUAAUAUUGGUUUAUCAUGUCGUUUAAUAACAAAUGAUAUGGAAAUUUACAUUAUUGAAGAAGAUAGUGAAACUGCUGUUGAAAAAAAAUUAUUAGAAAUUCGAAAUGAAAUGAUGAAAAAAAUCGAACAAUUAUUUGGUGUAAAAAUUGAAGAUAAAAAGAAGAGAUUGGAUUGGAAAGAUUGGGGUAUUGAUGUAAUGAAAUUUGAUCAACAUAGAAAAGCUACUGAUAAUAAUAACAGUAAUGGUAAUAAUCAACGUCCAAAUGGUCAUACAGCAGCAACAACUGAUUCUGGUACACAUGAUCGUGAACAAUUUGAAGGUUUUGGUUUAUUAAUAACUGGUCAAGCAUUAGCAUUUGCUUUAUCUGAUAAAUUAAAAAUGAAAUUACUUGAACUUGGUACAAUGUGUAAAGCUGUUAUUUGUUGUCGUGUAACACCAUUACAAAAAGCUCAAGUUGUUGAAUUAGUUAUGCAAAAUGAAAAGAAAAUUACUUUAGCCAUUGGUGAUGGUGCAAAUGAUGUUUCAAUGAUACAAAAAGCACAUAUUGGUGUUGGAAUUAGUGGACAAGAAGGUCGACAAGCUGUUUUAGCUAGUGAUUAUAGUUUUGGACAAUUUCGUUAUCUUGAAAGAUUAUUACUUGUUCAUGGUCGUUGGUCAUAUUUACGAAUUUCAAAAUUUUUACGUUAUUUUUUCUAUAAGAAUUUUGCUUUUACACUCUGUCAUUUUUGGUUUGGAUUUUUUUCGGGUUUUUCUGCACAGACUUUAUAUGAUCCAUUCUUCGUAGCAACAUACAAUGUUUUCUUCUCGUCAUUACCAGUACUAGCACUAGGCGUGUUUGAUCAGGAUGUUAGCGCUGAUCAUUCAAUGAGUAAACCUCCGUUAUAUACACCUGGCCAAAAUAAUGAAUUUUUUAAUAAGAAAAUCUUUGCUGAAAGUGUUAUACAUGGAAUAUUAACAUCUUGUAUUAUAUUUUUUGUUCCAUAUUUAUCCGUAUCGAACAGUACAAGACCAGGUGGGAUGACUCAAGCGGAUUUACAAUCAUUUGGAUUUAUGGUUGCUACAAUUAUGGUUAUUGUUGUGAAUUUAGAAAACGCACUUGAAACAUGGUAUUGGACAGGCUUAUAUCAUUUUGUCCUAUGGGGUACAAUAGUUGUACAUUUUCUAUUUCAUUUUGUAUUAUACUCAACAAUUAUCUAUCAAAUUUUUAAAACAAAUUAUGGGUAUGUGGGGGUGGCACAAUCAGUUUUAUCGACAGGCAAUUUUUGGUUUACAUUAUUUCUUACAUGUACAAUAUUAUUAUUACCUGUAUUCUGUCGAGAAUUUUUCCGUAUGAGAUUUAUGCCAAAUAAAACAGAUCGUGCACGAUUAAAUCAAAAAUUUCGUACCGAAGAGAAAGCAGCAUUUGUUGCACAUAUACAACAAAAACUUCGUCAAAGCAAACGUUCAAUUCGAUCAGGUUAUGCUUUUUCUCAGCAACAAGGUUGGGGUCCAUUAAUUACAUCUGGACGUAUGCAAUCAAAAUCUGCUACACAUGCACGUCAACAACAACAACCAACACAAAACAAUAAUGUAAGUAGAAAAUUAAAUUUAUAUGAAAAAGAAAUUUUUUUCUCUUUCUCUAUUCGUGGUUUUUGUUUUUUUUGAAUUUAUGUGUAAAAAAACAAGAAUCUUGUUAAAUUUCUUCUUUGUGCUUUCUUUUUUUUUCCUUCAAUGAUUUAUCCGACGUCUAUCUUGUCUAGUUAAGAAACAGAGUUCACCCAAUGCCGAAUAUUAAUUCAUCAAAUAAUCCAUCGGAAAAUACAACGGACAAAACAACAAACAGGAGAAAUUAGUAUUUGAAGUAAGAGAGAAAGAUUAAAUAUAAAAAUGAAUAAAUAAGCACACAUUUACUGAGCGA
Messenger RNA from Adineta steineri, 2811 nucleotides. Lineage: Eukaryota; Metazoa; Rotifera; Eurotatoria; Adinetida; Adinetidae. The record is from the annotation of a GenBank genome assembly.